AUGAAGUAAACAACACUUUAAAGGUUCUUGACUUCUUCAUAGAAAAAGAAUCAACCUACAGGCUUAAAUAACACUAAAGUCUCUAAUGAUAAUAGUUUGAUCGAAGAAAAAAAGAUUGAAAUCUAAUAUAUCAAGCCAGCCGCUUCAUUUUAAAAGGAGGAGGGAGUUAAAGUAAUUAAAGAGCAAGUAGUUGAAAAUGUUCAAGAGAAGCCACAACAAUUAAGCAGAUUAAAAAGAAAUAGCAUUGUAGAUAGUGAAGAUGAAUAAGAAAAAAAAGAAGUGGAUCAAAACGAACUCAAAAUUGAUAAAUUCACUUUUGUGGGUUCUUAAGAAAAGAAUAAGGAGAAAAAGUCAUUGGCUGUCUUUAUUAAAUAGGAUAAUACAAAAAAUAACACAAAAACUUCUUAAAAGCAAAAAAAAUCAGAAUGUGAUAAAUCUGGCAAACCUUUGAAAUAAUCUGCAAAAUUAGAGGAUGAGGAAAUUGACUAUUCUUAAGAAAAUAAAUAAGGAAAUCUAGAUUUCAGACAUCCCACAGACAAGAUCAAUGUAUAUGAAGAGUUUGAUGAUGUGACUCCGAAAUGGGCAAGUAUUGGCCUAUCUAGAGAUAAAAGUGGUAAAUUACAUGGGACUUCAGAUGCAGAUCCAACAACCCUCUUAAUUCCUUAAAGUGAUUUCAAUAAACUAACCAAAUGUAUGCAAUAAUAUUGGAAAUAUAAGAGUGAAAACUUUGAUAAAAUCAUCUUUUUCAAAUUAGGAAAAUUCUAUGAAUUAUUCUAUGAAGAUGCCUACAUUGGAAAUAAAUAUUUAGAUUUGAAUUGGAUGGGAAGAAAGAUGCAUACAGGAUUCCCAGAAAAAGCAGUCCACAAAUAUAAGGCUCUUUUAUUGGAGUAUGGAUACAAGGUUGUAAUAGUAGAUCAAACAGAAACUCCAGAAUAAAUGAAUCAAAGAGUAACCUAAAAUAAGAAGACUGGAUAGGGGAAUACUGAUAAAAUAGUCCAAAGAUAAAUAAGUGAGAUCUUGACGAAAGGGACGUAUUUGUAUGAAGAGGGAGAAUCAUAAAUGAAUCUAGAUGAAAAGGUUUUACUAGUGAUAAGAAAGAAAAUCAUAUCGAACGCAAUAGAAGAAUAUGGAAUAGCCAUUUUAGAAAGAUAAACAAAUACGAUAUCACUUGCAUUUAUUGAAAAUCGAGAUAAGAACUAUGAGUCUCUCAAGACUUUAUUACUUCACAUGAGACCUGUGGAAACAGUCAUUGAUUAGCAUAAUCUACCCUCGCAUGAUCCAAUUACCAAAAUGAUAGGGGGAUCUGUUAUUUAAAGUGUGAUUUCACAUCUUACAGCAUCUUAAGAUAAUUGGGAUGAAAAGAAGGCCUUAUUUAGACUUGAACAGUAUUAUUAAAAUGAAUUUCCGCCAGCCAUUAAAUUCUAUAAGAACAAUUAAGUUGUCCUUUAAGCUUUAAAUGGAUUGUUUACUUAUUUGAAUUAUAUCCUAAUUUUAGAUAAAGUUCUGGGAUGUGCAAGAUUCAAAAUAUAUAAUGAAGUAUUUUCACUACAACAAUGUAUGAUUUUAGAUAGUCAAGCAAUUUAUCAUUUAGAGAUUCUGUAAACUACUAAUUCAGUAGACAAAAAAGACUAUUCCUUGUUUGGUGUCUUAAAUAAAACAGUUACUCCUGGUGGACAUCGAUUAUUAAGAAGGUGGGUUUGUGCUCCCCUUUAUUAAGUUGAUCAGAUUAGAGAGAGAUAGGCAAUGGUGUGUGAUAUCAGCAACUUUAGAAAGGAGAGAGAUUUGUUUAGAUAGAGUAUUAAGCAAUUUCCAGAUUUUGAAAGAAGAUGCAGUAGAAUUUAUGAAUACUCCAUCAAAUCUGAAAGUAAAGCCGUAUUUUAUGAAAACCUCUCUGAAUAACGACUAAAAGAAUUUAAGAGUUUGACCUCAACUUUGAAACUUGCUUAGGAAGAGAUAACCUUAUUCGGUUAAUUGUAAAUCAACUUCAAAAGUGAAAGGUUAAGAAAAAUGAUGACUUUUGAAGCUAAUGGAGGUUUAUUGCCCAAUGUUUAGGAAUAAUUAAACGAAUUUGAAUAAUAUAUCAUUUGGGAAAAGGAAAAAGAUAAAGAAAUCCCUAAACCAGUUCCUGGAGUCUUAGAUACUUAUGAUCAAUCAAUUGCUGGAGUUCAAUUAGUUUAAUAGAAACUUGAUAAUUAUCUCUAGCAAAUUAAAAAAAUAUUAUUUAAGAAUAAUGGUAAUAUUCAGUUUGUGCAUACAAAAUUUAGAUACGAGAUUGAAAUUCCAGAUGAGUUAGUGGAAAAGUCAAAACCUGAAGAUUUUGAAUUUACAUCUUCAAGACAGGGAUACAAGAGAUAUAUCACUAAAGAAAUUAAGGAUAUGGUUACUGAGUUAGAAUAAGCAGAGGAAUUGAAAAAGUAGUAAUUAAAUGCUUUUGGGAAUUUCAUAUUCAAGCAUUUUUAAUCUAAUUAAAGUGUUUGGGAUACUCUUAUUAAAAUAUUAAAUGAAUUGGAUGCAUUAUGUUCCUUGAGUGUCUUUGGAGAUACUUCAGAAGGGAAGAUGACUAUGCCCACAUUCAAUACUGAAAAAACAAAGUUAGUUAUUAAAGAAGGGAAACAUCCAUGUUUGUCCAACAUCAAUUUUGUAUCUAAUUCAAUUGAUAUGGGAGAAAAGCUGUGUAAAUUUUAAUUAUUGACCGGUCCUAAUAUGGGAGGAAAAAGCACUACUCUAAGAAUGGUCUGUGUUCUAGCCAUUUUAGCCUAACUUGGAUGCUCAGUUCCAUGUGAGGAAAUGGAACUCUCUCCUAUAGAUAGGAUAUUUACUAGAAUAGGUGCAAAAGACUAUCUAAUGGAAGGGAAAUCAACAUUUUAUGUGGAAUUAGAAGAAACAUUAAUACCAUUAAAAUAUGGAACCAAAAAUUCUUUGUUUAUCACCGAUGAAUUAGGAAGAGGAACUUCCACAUAUGACGGAGUAGCUAUUGCUUCUGCUGUUAUGCAUUAUCUUAUUAAGACUAUUUAAUGUAGAGUCUUAUUUGCAACUCAUUUCAGAAUUCUGGUUGAAGAGGCCAAACUAAUUAGUGAAGUUACAAAUGUUCAUAUGGCUUGUUAUAUUUAAGAUGGGAAAGUCAUCUUUCUAUAUCGAUUAAAGGAAGGAGCAUGCGAAGCAUCUUUUGGGAUUAAUGUGGCUAAAGUGGUAGGAAUCGAGAAUUCCAUAAUUACUCGAGCUGAAGAUAUGGCAAAUUUCUUUGAAAAUAAGGUUCAAAAGAACACAGAACAAACUCUGCAAAAGUUUAAUUAAAUUAUGAAGGAAUAUGGGAUUGUGUGA
This is a messenger RNA of Paramecium tetraurelia, 3321 nucleotides long. RefSeq lists its product as uncharacterized. NCBI's taxonomy places the organism in Eukaryota, Ciliophora, Oligohymenophorea, Peniculida, Parameciidae. Gene Ontology annotation, cellular component: MutSalpha complex; nucleus. Gene Ontology annotation, biological process: mismatch repair. The record is from RefSeq and is a predicted model, not a curated record. Gene Ontology annotation, molecular function: mismatched DNA binding; ATP binding; ATP-dependent DNA damage sensor activity. The transcript has 3 exons.